Messenger RNA from Colletotrichum abscissum, 1065 nucleotides. Its product is annotated as glucose N-acetyltransferase. The transcript has 2 exons. Lineage: Eukaryota; Fungi; Ascomycota; Sordariomycetes; Glomerellales; Glomerellaceae. Gene Ontology annotation, molecular function: glycosyltransferase activity. Bases 1 to 1065 code for a protein of 354 amino acids. The record is from RefSeq and is a predicted model, not a curated record.
AUGUUCAUAUCGACGAAGCGCGCCGUUGCGCUGACUUGCGGCAUUUUUGUCUUCGUUCUUUUGACGGGCUAUCAGUCGAUCAAGUACAAUUUCAUACCAAACCCUCUACAAAAUGUCCUAAAGAAUGGCACAUUCAAUAGCUCGGGCUCGCUUGCAGAGCUGAAGCCAUUCUGGACUACCGAACAGCUAGAACCUCGAUUUGCCUAUGUUCAGUAUGCGACGGACAUUCACUACCUGUGUAAUGCAGUGAUUAACUUCAAUCGCCUGCACCGCUUCGGCGCAAAACACGACCAGGUCCUGAUCUUUCCCAAAACUUGGGUGGAAGGGGAUUCAAAGGAGGCCAAAGCUAUCAAGACCAUCCAAAAGGCUCUACCGGACCUCGUCCUGCGGCCCUUUGGUCUCCUCACAACACACAAGGGAGAGGCAACAUGGUCCAAGAGCCUGACCAAGUUCCACGCCUUCGAUCUUACAGAUUACACACGAGUGUUAGCCUUCGAUUCCGACUCGCAGGUCUUGAACAACAUGGAUCACUAUUUUCUGGCCCCAAUGGCAGCCGUCGCCGUCCCCCGCGCCUACUGGCUGAACGAGAAGGAUACGCCCGUCGUCAAGCAAGUCCUUGGCUCCCAUGUCAUGCUCAUCGAGCCCAAUAAGUCGCGGUAUGACAAGAUUGUGAGCGAGGCGCUCAAGUCCGGGGAUUUCGACAUGGAGGUCAUGAAUCACAUGUUCAAGGACUCGGCCAUGAUCCUCCCGCAUCGUCGACUUGCACUUUUAACCGGCGAAUUCCGAGCCAAGGAGCACCAGAAAUACCUUGCGCCCGACGACGACGAGGAAUGGAACGCCAUGGCCGAGGUAUCAAGAGCCUAUCUGGUCCACUUCAGCGAUUGGCCGUUGCCAAAGCCGUGGCUCUCCCGUUCGGAUGCGCAAUGGAAAGCUGCCUUGCCGGACUGCCCCGAAGACGAAGAAGACAAGCCUGAUCGACCCCGGUGCGCUGAUCGGGUUAUGUGGGAAGGAUUUUAUGAAGAUUACGAAAGUGACAAGAAGAAAUACUGCAAGUCUUGGUUAUGA